This is a messenger RNA of Andrographis paniculata, 1609 nucleotides long. RefSeq names its product putative glucose-6-phosphate 1-epimerase. The transcript has 9 exons. The coding region runs from base 253 to 1188 and encodes 311 amino acids. Gene Ontology annotation, biological process: carbohydrate metabolic process. The record is from RefSeq and is a predicted model, not a curated record. Lineage: Eukaryota; Viridiplantae; Streptophyta; Magnoliopsida; Lamiales; Acanthaceae. Gene Ontology annotation, molecular function: isomerase activity; carbohydrate binding.
GAAGAAGUAGGUGGCCUGUUCUUCAAACUCGAAACCGAUUCCUUAUUAUAUUAAUUACUGGAUUCGAUCAUCAAUAUUUUUGCGCUCAAUGUAUAUGAUUGAUUUCUAGUCUUUAAUUCUUCAAUCGGCUACAUCGAUAUUCGGUUGUAUCUGGUUCCAGAUUUUUGUUUUUCUUGUCCGUAUAAUUGAAGUUUCCGGAGGUUUCAGGGUACGGUGCUGCCAAUUGAAAGUUAUUUGAGGGAGAAAUUGAGGAUGAGCACGCCUUCGACGAAUGUGAUUCAGGACGGUGAUGGAUCGCAUCGAAUUAUAUUAUCAGAGCCCGGUGGUUCGACUGCCGAGGUGCUCUUGUAUGGUGGGCAGGUGAUUUCCUGGAAGAAUGAAAGAAGACAAGAAAUGCUCUUCAUGAGCAGUAAGGCAAUGUUGAAGUCGCAGCCUCCAAAAUUCGUCAGGGGUGGGAUUCCAAUUUGCUUUCCACAGUUUUCCCAUUUUGGUUCCCUUGAGCAACAUGGAUUUGCAAGAAAUAGGUUGUGGUCAGUGGAUGACUCCCCUUCCUCUCUACCCCCUGCCACCAACCAAUCCACUGUGGAUAUUAUUCUAAAAUCCACAGAUGAGGAUCUGAAGACCUGGCCACACAGGUUUGAGUUGCGACUGCGUAUUUCCUUGAGUGCUCACAAGCUCACCUUGAUCCCUCGUGUUCGAAAUACUGACAACAAGGCCUUCUCAUUCACUUUUGCUUUGUGCAAUUACCUGAAGGUGUCUGAUGUCAGUGAAGUUCGUGUUGAGGGCUUGGAGACGCUGGAUUACUUUGAUAAUUUAUUACAGAGGGAAAGGUAUACAGAACAGGCAGAUGCAAUCACUUUUGACGGUGAGAUUGACAGGGUCUAUUUAAGCACGCCCACAAAAAUAGCCAUAAUAGACCAUGAGAAGAAGAGAACUUAUGAACUCCGCAAAGAUGGGAUGCGCGAUGCAGCUGUUUGGAACCCUUGGGACAAAGUGGCGAAGGCACUUCCAGACUUGGGCGAUGAAGACUACAAGACAAUGCUACGCGUGGACUCUGCUGCUAUCGAAACUCCUAUAGUGUUGAAACCCUUUGAAGAGUGGAAGGGCCGUCAGGAGCUGUCGACUGUCUCUUCAAGCUAUUGCAGCGGACAGCUCGAUCCCCGGAAAGUCCUUCUUGGCCACAUCUGAUGGGAUGCCUUAUGAUUUCAGUUAUGGCAUUUUAGCAUCUAUAAGAGCUUCACUGCUGGUCUUGCUGAUGAUCAUCAGUGGCUCAUACAUACAUACAUACACAUAUACAUAUAUAUAUAUAGGGAGAGGGAGAGAGAUGGUAGAUAAGCUAGAGGUGGUUGGUUAUAUGAGCUGCAUUAUUAUUAUACAUACUAAUAUAAUAUGUGCAGCAGCCAUUUUAAUCCAUCCCCAUAUUCUUCAUCAUCCUGCUUGUUUUCUAGUGAGGUUUCUUGUUGUAGAUCCUACCCCUAAAACUGCUACUUAUGAACAAUAAUUGGGGCUUCUCUUGUCUUGUCUUCUCUUGGCUUUCGGACAAAUCGAAUUUCUUCAGGGUUUUGUUAAACAUGAAUUUUAUUUAUUAAUUUAUUUAUUUUUGUGCUAG